This is a messenger RNA of Babesia bigemina, 1752 nucleotides long. RefSeq lists its product as hypothetical. The record is from RefSeq and is a predicted model, not a curated record. Lineage: Eukaryota; Apicomplexa; Aconoidasida; Piroplasmida; Babesiidae. The transcript has a single exon. The coding region runs from base 1 to 1752 and encodes 583 amino acids.
AUGGCUGCGCGGAGUCGUAGUUCGCUGAUGUGUAUGCAGAGCGACUUUGAGAAAUCGCCUUCAGCCGCUUGCCCCGAGCAGGACGAGUGGUACCGCGAGCUCGAGCGGCACCGGACGUGUCUUAAACGGCGUUGCAAGGAGCUAAAGACCGCCUUCCGCUCCCGGGAGCACCCGCAGCAUACGAACGGUAAUUGCGCCGAGCACUCUCCGGUCCACAGGAAGGCCCGAAGUCCUGUGUCUACACCAGUUUCGGCAGUGCACGGCGACAAGGCGCUGCACGGCACCCUGAGCGACGUCGGAUCUGGCAUUUGUGAGCAUCUACCUUCGCCGAGGGCACUGCUGGUGACCCCCAGUCGUAAUCGAGGCGACCCGUCGAACGCCACCCCCGCGCCAAAGCAUUCCGGAAGGCGCUUCGACCCUCGCAAGGACCGAGGCGCAGUUCUCAAUUCGUCGUGUAACGGCACUGCGCAUCGGCAUCUUCGUUUGCAGCGAUCGUCCAGCGUGGGCAGUGCUCGCAGCUUCGAAGGAGGCCUCACGUCGUGUCCAUCAUACGCCGACAGCCUCAGCGAGCGCAUCCCCAUCAACUUCCUUUUGGCCUGCAAGAAGGGCAUCGGAGCUGUUACCCCCAGUCGCAACCGGUCCUUCACGCUGGUUGACUGCCUGGAUCGCGCACCUCGCCUGGGCACCGAUUCACGUCAUGCUCACUGUCUUCACCGGCGCGGCGGUAUAUCAAAGCCCUACGAGCGCAGCUGCGUGGGUGAUAGAUACUGCGUGACCAAUUUCGACCGACAGCCCGAGAGUCGGCGUCAAAAGGCGCAGCAGUUUUGUGGCGGCAUCAAGGGCACCGACAAGGGCCACGAGCAACGGCCUCACCCAUUUGCCCACCCCGAUCAACCCAGGAAAUCCGGUGUCGCAUCAACGCGUCCAACCUGCUGUGCUGAUCGUAAAGCGCACGGGGGCCACACGAACUAUCCGUACAGAGCCGACCGUUGCAAUCAUCAAGGGAAGGACUGCAGGCAUUGCCACAGGUGCCACCAUUGCUACGGGGAUAAUUUCAGGAUGAGUCGUGUGUCGUGCACGUCGCCUGCCAACAACGAGGUGGGUGCUUCGUUGGAGGCAACUGAGGGAUUUUCGUCAUCCGCUCGCGAGGCCUCCCCGGCGCGUCGAUCGGAGCCCGGGUCCCCCUCGAGAGCUCCGCGGCAGGUUGACUUGCAGUUCAUCGGCAACCUGCUGACCGGGUACCAUGUGAACGUGGAUCUGCUGAAGGCUCCGGAGCUGGGUUCCGCCGAGAGCACGCGCUACGUGCUCUCCAUCUGCCGCGAGGUGUUCAUGGGCGCCAUCGGCGCCCAGGUGGUCUACGUCGUGACGAGCAUGCUGUUCGGCAACAUAGCGGCGGCGAUCAUAGUGUCGCUGCUGUGCGUCCAGAGCGCCUUCUGCCACUGCGACGGCCGCCCGGCGGCGUACGUGAUCAACGGCGUGCUGUCGCUCGUGGUCGCGUCGACGGUGACGGUGGCGUUGUGCACCGAGGUCUCCGGGCUCGAGCCGUACCGCGUCGACCCCGUGCUGAACACAAUAUCGUACGUCUAUGUGCCGCUGUGUUUCGCGUUCGGGGUAUUUUCCUUCUACCUGGCGCACAGCAACUACGACCUCCACAAGCGCGAGAGGCAGGCCAUCGUCUACGCCGUGAACCGGCUGCUGGGCGACCGCUUCCGGGUGAACCAGCGCGACCUCACCAUCGAGCGGUGCCUGUGA